Molecule: messenger RNA, 966 nt
Organism: Cooperia oncophora
Lineage: Eukaryota; Metazoa; Nematoda; Chromadorea; Rhabditida; Trichostrongylidae
Source: the annotation of a GenBank genome assembly
AUGACCAGAUUGAGGCAUGCACUCCAGCAUGCAAGGCACAGUCCACGAAAGCCCGGCUCAAUAUUGCGUCGUAGCGAAUCCAUUGAGCGACGACGACGCAGCAUAAGCAUGUCAUCUCCUGAAAGGCCUAUUCUCUCAUCAGGAUCGGGAACAAUCCCAGUUAAUGCCGAAAUUGAUGCAAAAAGAUCGUCCUUGCGUGAAGUCGAUUUUGCACGCGGAGAACAGCGACUGAGAGCAUGGCUUGUCAAUACGAUUCUGGAGCCUCUUCAUCAGCGCAUCAAGGAGACGAACUCGAAACUGGAGAAGGAACACGCAAGCCCUCCAAUCAAAAUAGGAUUCUCGUCUGUGGAAGCGCUUCAAGCAGCGAUGGUCAGUCGACCAGAACUUCUUGACACUAUGCUCCCUUACAUAUUACCUUUCCUUCAUGUGCACAGCAAUCAGGGAUACUUGGUUAGCCGCAUCUCGGAGCUCGCUGCUGAUAAGUUCAUGAUGGAGUACAGUUGGAACAGUGGCGGCAAAGAGCCUGUACAAGAAAAAAUGUCCUCUGGUCGAGUAGCGCGAAGGCCGUGGGGUGAACAUCUGCCCACAGACGCGAUGCUGGUCUUUUCACUUUUCUCAGCUUAUAUGGAUUGUCAGUUGACGUCAAAUCCACUAGUCGGCUCGUGCAGGCUGGCACAGCCAUUCUCGGCCGUGUACACAUUGAGGACACCUGAAAGACCAAACGCCGUUCAUUUAGCAGCUGAGAGUUUCUAUCUGCACAUGAGUAGCACCUCUCCUCCUCACUUUGACUUCGUUUGCAAUGAUGCCGAUGGCUCCCCAUCACGUGCUGCUAUUCCACGAGGAGCGAAGAACUUGUUUUCUGCAAUUCUGUCUUUCAUCCAUCAUGCUAAGGUGAAUAAUGGUGGGCGGCUCGAUCGGAUGAGUAUCGGUCCAACAGGCUUGAACAUUGCUUGUGUCCUGGAGUGA